Messenger RNA from Ananas comosus (pineapple), 4264 nucleotides. RefSeq names its product K(+) efflux antiporter 2, chloroplastic. NCBI's taxonomy places the organism in Eukaryota, Viridiplantae, Streptophyta, Magnoliopsida, Poales, Bromeliaceae. Bases 313 to 3927 code for a protein of 1204 amino acids. Gene Ontology annotation, biological process: potassium ion transport; proton transmembrane transport. Gene Ontology annotation, cellular component: membrane; chloroplast. The record is from RefSeq and is a predicted model, not a curated record. Gene Ontology annotation, molecular function: potassium:proton antiporter activity. The transcript has 21 exons.
CUCCGAUUCCGCAAAAGGACUUCGGUGAAACAGCUUCCGCGGAACGACGUUACGACCGAUGAGGUCUCUUUCCUCCUUCCUUGUGUCCGUGAACGCGCUGUGACCUCCCCCUCCCCUCUCCCCUCCCCCUACUCCGCCAUUGUCGAACUCUUCGAGAGCUCCUCUCCUCCGGGUUUUGGUCGCUGCCGAUUGCUGUGUGUUCUUGUUCUCUGAGCUUCUGAUUUGAGCUGUUUUUGCUGUGGUUUUGUGGAAUUUGAGCUUGUUGUGAGCAGGUAGUGGAAUCGUGGAGCUGCGCUUUCUCGAAGUGGGUAGAUGGAUCUGGCUUGUGUGUUUAAGCAUUCGAGGUCGGCUGUUCCUGGAGCGGGGACGAGUUCUAGGGUUCCGAAUGAGCGGUUGGGGUUCGGUCGCCAUGUUUUUGGGGAAAUCAAGCUUAAUCGUGGAUCGUGUUCUGCGAGGAGGAGGAAGGGUGGACCUCGUAGUGGACAGAUUAUGUUGAGUUCGACCGUCCAAGGAACUUCUUAUGACUAUUUUAACUCACUGCCGCGGCAUCGGAGUUCGCCAAUCGUCCAUUUCUUGGGUUCUCAGAAAUUGCUGAGGGAUCAGCUGCGUUUGCAUUGCCAGGCCAACGAUUCUUUAGCGCAUGUAGACGGUGACACUCAAAGUGUCGAGGACGCUCAAUUGCCUCCUGAUGAGGAUACGAAAUCCACCGACAACGCAGAGUCAAAUGAUUCACUGGAAGAGGGAAAGGAUACUCACAAAAUAGAGAAUUUGAGGGAAUUGCUUCAAAAGACUCUAAAGGAAUUGGAGGUGUCACAGCUUAACAGCACGAUGUUCGAAGAGAAGGCACAGAGUAUUUCCGAAACUGCAAUUGCCUUGAAAGACGAGGCGGAGAAUGCUUGGAAAGAUGUUACUUCUGCUGUUUCUACUAUCCAGGAAAUCAUCAAUGAAGAGACUGCGGCUAAAGAAGCAGUUCAGAAAGCCACAAUGGCUCUUUCCUUGGCUGAGGCCAGGUUGAAGUUAGCAGCAGAAGCUUUGAAUUCAAAGAAGGAAUUGCAGGACUCUUCUGAAGCCUCUGCACAGAAUGAGGAGGAAGAGGCACUCUUGUCUGCUGAGAUAGAGAUCAAGGACUGUCAGGCCAGCUUGUCAAAUUGUGAAGAUGACUUGAAGCGGAUUCAGACUAAGAAAGCAGAGCUACAGAAGGAAGUGGACAGGUUGAGUGAGAUUGCUGAGAAGGCUCAGCUGAAUGCGUUGAAAGCUGAGGAGGACGUGGCGAGUAUAAUGCUUCUGGCUGAGCAGGCAGUGGCCCUUGAGCUGGAGGCCACUCAGCGCGCGAAUGAUGCACAGCUCGUGUUGCAGAAAGCAGAAAUCACGUUGCAGAAAGAAGAAAAGGCUGUCUCUUCUGUUGAUGUGGUAGAACAGCAAUUGCCAUCUUCCCAAGACCAGAUUAGAAGUGAAGAACCUCAUGCUAUCAAGGAGUCGAGCAAAGAUGUUCAAGAUGAUUCUGCAUUUGAAAGAGAUGAGAUGUUAAAUGGUGACAGCUUGUUUGCGGGUGAUGUUGCUGUCCAGAGUGUUGAAGAGUUUAAAUCGGCUGAUGAUGUGCGUGAUCAAGAGAAUGGCAAGUUAUCUUUGGACCCUCAGAAGGAAUCGGAACCUGAACUAGAGAAGUCGAGGAGCAUGCCACAAGCAAAGAAGAGUGAUGUACAACACAAGGACCUCACUAAAGAUAGUACGCCUCUUAGUGCCCCAAAAGCAUUGCUGAAGAAAUCAUCCCGGUUCUUUUCAGCAUCAUUCUUUUCUUUUGAUGUGGAAGACGAAGAGUUUACGCCUAGAAUGGUUUUCCAUGAGCUCAUUUCUUUUGUCAGAAAGCAAGCACCAAAGCUAGUUGUUGGAAUACUGUUUCUUGGGAUGGGAGCUUUCUUCCUCACUAAUCGGGAAGACAAGAGUGCCCAAUUGCUUAAUCAGCCAGAUAUAGUUACGGGUAUUGAAGAAGUUACAUCAACUGCAAAGCCUGUAAUUCGUGCAAUUCGUACGAUUCCGAAAAGAAUAAGGAAACUCAUCCAACAAUUACCUCAUCAGGAGAUAAAUGAAGAAGAAGCUUCACUUUUUGAUAUGCUGUGGUUGCUGCUAGCCAGUGUUAUAUUUGUACCUAUUUUCCAAAAGAUACCAGGAGGUAGUCCUGUGCUUGGAUAUCUUGCUGCUGGUAUCCUUAUUGGUCCAUAUGGGCUUUCUAUCAUUCGCCAUGUUCACGGAACGAAGGCGAUUGCUGAAUUUGGAGUUGUCUUUUUGCUGUUCAAUAUUGGGCUUGAGCUAUCUGUAGAAAGACUAAGCUCAAUGAAGAAGUAUGUGUUUGGGUUGGGUUCUGCUCAGGUUCUGGUGACUGCAACAGUGGUUGGUUUAGUAGCUCACUUCGUUUCUAAGCAACCAGGCCCUGCAGCAAUUGUUAUUGGUAAUGGUCUGGCUUUGUCGUCAACAGCUGUUGUCUUGCAGGUGCUGCAAGAACGUGGAGAGAGCACAUCUCGCCAUGGACGCGCUACUUUUUCCGUCUUACUCUUUCAGGACUUGGCAGUGGUGGUUUUGCUGAUUCUUAUACCUCUCAUUUCUCCUAAUUCUUCCAAAGGAGGGGUUGGUUUCCAAGCAAUAGCAGAAGCUCUUGGAAUGGCUGCUGUGAAGGCAAUUGUUGCUAUCGCUGCCAUAAUUGCUGGAGGUCGCUUGUUCCUUCGGCCAAUUUAUAAGCAAAUAGCCGAGAACCAGAAUGCAGAGAUAUUUUCUGCAAAUACCCUUCUUGUUAUUCUUGGGACAAGUCUUCUUACAGCUCGGGCUGGACUCUCAAUGGCUUUAGGAGCAUUUUUGGCUGGGCUGCUGUUAGCAGAGACAGAAUUUUCCUUACAGGUUGAGUCGGACAUAGCUCCAUAUCGAGGACUUCUAUUAGGUCUCUUUUUCAUGACGGUUGGAAUGUCUAUCGAUCCAAAGUUGCUGUUUUCGAACUUCCCAGUAAUUUUGGGGACACUUAGUCUCUUGAUUGUUGGAAAGACAAUACUGGUUGCCUUAGUAGGUAGAAUAUUUGGCAUAUCAAGUAUAGCUGCAAUUAGAGUUGGUCUUCUGCUAGCACCAGGGGGAGAAUUCGCUUUUGUAGCUUUUGGGGAAGCUGUGAAUCAGGGUAUUUUGUCACCUCAGCUAUCGUCAUUGUUGUUCCUGGUUGUUGGUAUUUCAAUGGCUCUUACGCCAUGGCUAGCAGCUGGAGGUCAGUUGCUUGCUUCUAGAUUUGAGCAGCACGAUGUCAGGAGUUUGCUUCCAGUUGAAAGUGAGACGGAUGACUUGCAAGACCACAUUAUUAUAUGUGGAUUUGGACGUGUUGGACAGAUCAUCGCCCAACUUCUUUCCGAGAGGUUAAUUCCUUUUGUUGCUCUUGAUGUUAGAAGUGACCGAGUGGCAGCUGGACGUGCACUUGACCUUCCUGUGUAUUUUGGGGAUGCAGGGAGCAGAGAGGUUCUCCAUAAAGUCGGCGCUGAGAGAGCUUGUGCUGCUGCUAUAACUUUAGAUACUCCUGGUGCAAAUUACAGAACUGUUUGGGCAUUGAGCAAAUAUUUUCCAAACGUAAAGACGUUUGUUCGAGCCCAUGAUGUCGACCAUGGUGUUAAUUUGGAGAAGGCUGGUGCCACCGCGGUUGUUCCGGAGACUUUGGAGCCGAGUCUUCAGUUAGCUGCUGCGGUACUUGCACAGGCCAAGUUGCCUAUGUCGGAAAUUGCUGCGACUAUUAAUGAAUUCAGAAGUCGGCAUCUCUCAGAGCUCACUGAGUUGUGCGCGACUAGCGGAAGCUCGCUCGGUUACGGAUAUUCACGGGUUAUGUUUAAGCCAAAGUCACAGUCUUCUUCUUCUUCCGACUCUGACGAGAAUGAUGCUGCAGUUGAAGGAACAUUGGCAAUAUAGAUAAUUUCUCAUAAAAGCCACCUAAAUAGCUUGAUUUUUUUGAAAACUGUACAGCUGAAUUUUUCGUUGCGAAAGCCCAAUACUGUAUAGAGGAAAGUAGGAGAAGCAGCAAGUAGACUUCAUUCAUGGAUAAUACUCAUCAUUCAAAAAAUUCACUGUUGUUGUUUGUAUAAAUCAGCAUCUACUUUAGAUGGCUCGUUUCCCCACCCUGUUUUGUAUCUUGUUUUCGAGUUCAAAACAACCAGAAACUUGAUACUUUUCAAGUUUCCUUAAUUUUCAUGUUGCUGUUAAAACUAAUUUGAGUGGACUCAUGACAAUGUUUGUUGUGGAAUUAUGU